CAGCUGGAGCUCUUCUUGACCUUUUUCUCCGCAGCUCCGUUUGGCCAACGCGAGCGAGGAGAGAGAGAGACAAAGAGAGCGAGUUCAUUUGGUCCUCUUCACCCCCACCCCUUCCCCCUCACAAUUCCAUUUCCAUCGCAACCUCAACCCUAACCCUAAACCGAUCUCGUCUCCCUCCAAUGGAUCUCUACGACAAAUCUCGCGCAUCGCUCCUCCCGAGCUUCCUCUACUCGUCCUCCUCCGCGACGAGGUCCGUGGGGCUCGAGCGGAUCCUGUUGAGCCGUAGCUCGAGCUCUCCGGCGGCAGAGGCGGCGGCGGCAGCGCCAUCUCCGGCGAGCGGUGGCGCUCCGAGCGGAUCGUUCAUGAUCCAGGCCCCGAAGGAGAAGAUCGAGAUGUACUCGCCGGCGUUCUACGCCGCCUGCACUGCCGGAGGCAUCGCCAGCUGCGGCCUCACCCACAUGGCCGUCACGCCUCUCGAUCUCGUCAAGUGUAACAUGCAGAUUGAUCCGGCCAAGUAUAAGAGCAUUACGUCAGGAUUUGGUGUUCUUUACAAAGAGCAAGGUGUUAGAGGUUUCUUCAGAGGUUGGGUUCCUACCCUGCUCGGUUACAGUGCGCAAGGUGCUUGCAAGUUUGGGUUCUAUGAGUUCUUCAAGAAGUAUUAUUCUGACCUUGCGGGGCCUGAGUAUGCUGCCAAGUAUAAGACCUUGAUUUAUCUUGCGGGAUCUGCUUCUGCUGAAGUCAUUGCUGAUGUUGCUCUCUGCCCCAUGGAGGCGGUGAAGGUUCGUGUGCAGACGCAACCUGGCUUCGCCAGAGGCUUAAGUGAUGGCUUCCCCAAGUUUGUGAGAUCUGAAGGCUACCUGGGAUUGUACAAAGGAUUGGUUCCACUUUGGGGCCGUCAAAUCCCUUAUACAAUGAUGAAGUUUGCAUCCUUUGAGACCAUUGUGGAGCUGCUCUACAAACACGCGAUCCCCACACCAAAGGAGCAGUGCAGCAAGUCUUUCCAGCUUGGCGUGAGCUUUGCCGGUGGAUACAUUGCUGGAGUCUUCUGCGCCAUUGUUUCUCAUCCAGCUGACAACCUUGUCUCUUUCCUCAACAACGCCAAGGGUGCUACUGUUGGUGAUGCUGUCAAGAAGCUUGGCUUGUGGGGUCUCUUCACCCGCGGGCUUCCUCUUCGUAUUGUCAUGAUCGGCACUCUUACUGGGGCUCAGUGGGGCAUUUAUGAUGCUUUCAAAGUCAUGGUUGGCCUGCCAACGACUGGUGGAAUUGCUCCUGCUGCAGCUCCAGCUCCAGAGCUUGCACAGCUGAAAGCUAGCUCGUGAUUUCCAGCAGCAGAGAUUGUAACAGCAAAUUCCUGACUUCUGCCAUCUGUCAAACCCGUCCUGGAUGGGUUUGUAAUUUUUUUUGCAAGAGAAUCCCUUGCUUUUGAUUAUUUUUCUAAUGGUAUUUUGUGGAUGUUAUACCCUUAAGAGGAGUGAGAGGAACUCAUUAAACAGGUGAAGAUAGAUUUCGGCAUCAAAAUAUUAAAAAAUAAGCUGUAGCGCACACUGAGGUUUUGUAGUUUUACCUUGUAAUCCCCUGAGUUUCUCAGGACGUGUUUGUUGGUAAUUGUUUUUACGUAAUUUGCAUUUUCCUUUGCUUUA
This is a messenger RNA of Ananas comosus (pineapple), 1640 nucleotides long. RefSeq names its product mitochondrial phosphate carrier protein 3, mitochondrial-like. Bases 180 to 1319 code for a protein of 379 amino acids. Gene Ontology annotation, molecular function: phosphate transmembrane transporter activity. The transcript has 6 exons. NCBI's taxonomy places the organism in Eukaryota, Viridiplantae, Streptophyta, Magnoliopsida, Poales, Bromeliaceae. The record is from RefSeq and is a predicted model, not a curated record. Gene Ontology annotation, cellular component: mitochondrial inner membrane. Gene Ontology annotation, biological process: mitochondrial phosphate ion transmembrane transport.